CCGGAGAUUGAUGCCCUCUUUACUUUUCGAAGGAUUGAAGAGAACAGGUGCUACUUUUGCGGUUACGAGAAUCACAGUCUUUCCUUGGGUUAUUUGAUCCAAUGAGGAUACAAACACAGGGAUUCUAGCGCCAACCAUUUACUGUGCAAGAGUUACCAACAUUAUUGCAAAUGGCGUUUAAUGAUAUCACAUCCAGAGCUGUAAGGCAAUAUGAUGAGUGGCUUAAGGAUGCUGAUCCUAGGACAGAGAACUGGCUGCUUAUGUCCUCUCCUCUUCCUCAAACACUUAUCAUUGGCACCUACAUUUACUUUGUAACUUCAUUGGGUCCAAAACUUAUGGAAAAUCGAAAACCAUUUGAUCUUCGCCGAGUCAUGAUUUUCUACAAUUUCAGCAUAGUUAUCUUCUCAGUCUAUAUGUCAUAUGAAUUCCUCAUGUCAGGCUGGGCAACAGGGUAUUCCUACCGCUGUGACAUUGUGGAUUAUUCAAGGUCACCACAGGGUCUCAGGAUGGCAUGGACGUGUUGGCUGUAUUAUUUUUCAAAGUUUAUUGAGUUGCUAGACACGGUAUUUUUUGUGCUUAGGAAAAAAAACAGUCAAAUUAGCUUUCUUCAUGUUUACCAUCAUUCUAUUAUGCCCUAUACAUGGUGGUUUGGAGUCAGAUUUGCUCCAGGUGGUUUAGGAACAUUCCAUGCUCUUGUUAAUUGCGUGGUACACGUUAUUAUGUAUACAUACUAUGGAGUGUCUGCUAUGGGACCCACAUACCAGAAGUACCUGUGGUGGAAAAAAUAUUUAACCACCAUUCAACUUGUCCAAUUUGUUACAGUCACAAUUCACAUUGGUCAGUUUUUCUUCAUGAAAGAUUGUCCGUAUCAGUAUCCAGUGUUUUUGUACAUUAUUUGCUUAUAUGGAUGCAGCUUUUUAGUACUUUUCCUCAACUUCUGGUAUCAUGCUUAUACCAAAGGUAACAGGCUACCAAAAACACUUAAAAAUGGAGUAAAUGCAAGAAAAGAACAGUAACGGUUCUGAACAGAAGUUGCCUAUCUCUGUGCAAGUGACAAUCUCAAGCAUGAUUUAAUGAUGUGGAGAAAGCAUAUAUUGUUUUAAAUUUAUACAUUUCUCCUGAAGUAUUUACUAGAUGCAUUCAUACACAUUAUUCUUGUGUAUUCAUUUUACUUUUUUACUGUGUACUAUUAAGUUUCAACAUUUGGAACCAUCUAAAACCAUUUUUGAAAUGUCUUCUCCAUUCUCUUCAGUAAGGUUUUGUAGUAUUGUUUGAAAUUAUUUAUUUAGUGAAAUGUGAAUUAGGAUUAUUUCAUGACAUACUAAAGUGUAUUCUCAGUUCACAUUUUUC
This is a messenger RNA of Polypterus senegalus (gray bichir), 1350 nucleotides long. It is a transcript of the gene elovl7a, whose product is annotated as ELOVL fatty acid elongase 7a. Gene Ontology annotation, cellular component: endoplasmic reticulum membrane; endoplasmic reticulum. The record is from RefSeq and is a predicted model, not a curated record. Gene Ontology annotation, molecular function: fatty acid elongase activity. Lineage: Eukaryota; Metazoa; Chordata; Cladistia; Polypteriformes; Polypteridae. The transcript has 9 exons. Gene Ontology annotation, biological process: fatty acid elongation, saturated fatty acid; fatty acid elongation, polyunsaturated fatty acid; fatty acid elongation, monounsaturated fatty acid. The coding region runs from base 171 to 1016 and encodes 281 amino acids.